Messenger RNA from Solea solea (common sole), 2498 nucleotides. Its product is annotated as endoprotease bli-like. Gene Ontology annotation, cellular component: Golgi membrane; trans-Golgi network. Lineage: Eukaryota; Metazoa; Chordata; Actinopteri; Pleuronectiformes; Soleidae. The transcript is spliced from 19 exons. The coding region runs from base 174 to 2498 and encodes 774 amino acids. Gene Ontology annotation, molecular function: serine-type endopeptidase activity. The record is from RefSeq and is a predicted model, not a curated record. Gene Ontology annotation, biological process: peptide hormone processing.
GCACGUUUUACAACCAGGAACCAGCGGCGAGACAAUAAAAAUGGACGCGUCGGAGAUGUCUUUCUUUGACAUAAUGCACCGACCUCGUGUUCUGCUUCCAUCAGGAGGCAGUUUGUCUGUCUGCGUGAAGGCUCUGUCGUCUGGAUGGGAGAUAAUCCCUAUUUUGAGGCUCGAUGUUCGUUGCAGCCGUGCUGGUGCUUGGCUGCCUGCUGCAGAGGAACAUUGUGACCACAGAGGGGCAUCGUGGGACCAACCGCAACGUCUUCUACGCCGUGCAUAUGGACAGGGGCAUCAGAGCCGCCAGAGCUGUGGCCAAACAGCACAAGCUGGAGUUCAUACAACGGGUUGGCAGUCUGGAGGGUGUGUACAACCUGAGAGACAGCAGGGGGCGCUCCGACAGAGCCACCUUUGAGAAUGAACUUGCAAAGGCAGCAGGGGUUCACUGGGUGCAGAGGCAGCACAGUCAUUACAGAGACAAGCGGAGUCGUGUGGCGGGACUGAACCACAGCAGCAUCCACAGUACCCAGAGGAGGAAGUACGCACCUGACGGGCACUCUAAGGACCAGUCCCUCACCUUCAAUGACCCACUCUGGCCCAUGCAGUGGGAGCUGUUUGCACAGGGUGAAUACAGCUCCAGUGGGGUUGACCUGAAUGUGAUGCCAGUUUGGAGUAAAAACAUCACAGGGAACGGGGUGGUGGUCAGCAUCAUUGAUGAUGGAUUAGAUUACACAAACAAAGACCUGAAGAGAAACUUUGAGGCCCUCGCCAGUUUAGAUCUCUGUGCAUCUUACGGGUUUGCAGACGAUCCCAUGCCCAUCAAGGAUGAGGAGAACAGUCAUGGCACACGGUGUGCAGGGGAAGUUGCCAUGGAGGCCAACAACUCCUACUGCGGUGUGGGCAUUGCCUUCAAUGCCAGGAUUGGAGGUAUCCAUCUGUUGAACGGCUCUGUCACGGAUGCCAUGGAGGCCACCGCUCUGACCUUCAACAUCCACUUCAUCGACAUCUAUGUCUGCAGUUGGGGCCCGCGGGACGAUGGGGCCGAGGUGGAUGGGCCGCACAGCCUGACAGAGCAAGCCCUCCGGCUAGGAACUCACAAGGGUCGAGGUGGGAAGGGCAGCCUCUUUGUGUGGGCGGCAGGUAACGGUGGAAUGCAACAGGAUCAUUGCGGUGCAGACGGUUACGUUAACUCCAUCCACACCAUCGCCAUCGGCGCUGUCACUCACACAGGGAAGCCCGCCUACUACGGCGAGCCCUGCCCCGGGGUUGCGGCUGUCACUCUAACUGGGGCGAAUGUGGGAGGCUCACUGCCUUUGGUGACUGUGACCAACACUGGCGAUGGAUGUGUCAAACACUUCCCAGGAACAUCCAGUGCUGCUCCAAUUGCUGCAGGAAUUCUGGCUCUGGUCUUGGAAGUAAACCCCGAGCUGACGUGGAGGGAUGUUCAGCAUUUGAUCGCCAAGACAGCAAAGAUUCCCAACCCCAAAGAACCAGGGUGGAACAUAAAUGCAGCAGGAUACCAUGUUCAUCAUAGGUAUGGCUUUGGAUUGUUGGAUGCUGCACUGAUGGUGCAGCAGGCUGGACACUUCAGCACUGUUGCUUCACAGAGGACAUGCACUCAAGAAGUCAAACUUAAUCCCCCCAGGAUCCUUUCUUCAAGAGGUGGAGUCAGUCUCAACAUCCAAUCAGACGCUUGCCGAGGGGGGAUUAAUGAGAUCAAUACCCUAGAGCACGUUCAGGUGAGCGUAAGCAUCAGCGCUGUGUGUCGAGGUGACCUCUCCAUAAGCCUGAAGUCUCCCGGCAGCACAGUAUCACUGCUGUUGGACACACGACCCAAUGAUGCCUCUACCGACGGCCUGAAACACUGGACCCUGAUGACUGUGCACUGCUGGGGGGAGCAGCCGCGAGGCCUGUGGACCCUGCAGGUGACUGACCACAAAGGCACAGCGAGGAGCUGUGCGAGGCCGACUGAAGAGGAGGCAGCCGGAGCCUUGCUCAGUGUUACACUCACCCUCUAUGGCACCUACCACCCACACAGGACCAUGCAUGAGAGAUCACUGCAGAGCGUUGUGUCGAUGGGGUCGCGUCACCUUGUUCCUCGAGUGUACCGGAGGGACCACCACUACCCUCCUCUGGGUCUGGUGCAGUGGGUCUACCAACUGGAGAGAGACAGGAAGGUGCGGGCUGCUGAUAUCACUGUUUCCAGACCCCAGAUGGAGUUUCCCCACAUGUCACGACCUCAUCACCCAUUUCACGCACAACAGCUGAAUGGCAUGACUGAAGAGAAGUCCUCCCUGAAACCUGCUCUCGUCAACGAGCUCCAUGAGACAAAGACCCUCCCGGAUGAUGUGAAGGGGGAGAUCGGGCCGUUACCUUUACACAUUCUCCAGGAUGUUGCCAUGGAGGUGCAGCUGUCAGACUCUUCAGAUCCAGGAGAUGAUGGAGGAACUGUGAGUAGAAAGGCAGCAGACGAAGGGACGGGGCUGAAGGUAGAGGAGUGA